Aspergillus mulundensis is the source of this 492-nucleotide messenger RNA. RefSeq lists its product as uncharacterized. The coding region runs from base 1 to 492 and encodes 163 amino acids. Lineage: Eukaryota; Fungi; Ascomycota; Eurotiomycetes; Eurotiales; Aspergillaceae. The transcript is spliced from 3 exons. The record is from RefSeq and is a predicted model, not a curated record.
AUGAACCUCCGCAAGCUCAAGCUCCUCCCCCAGUCUCCCAGCGACUCAACUCCCGCAUCGCUCCCCUGUCCCACUUUCCCACAAGAACAGCGUACAAAAUCUCCGUCCACUUCAACCGAAGAAGAAGAAGGGUGGGAGGAAGAAGACGAAGAAGAAGAACAAUCAGAACACAGCGCAGACCUCGACAGCAACGCCCCAGAAAACAUGCGCGAGGCCAUACUCCAAGGCGUCAACGACGUCAAAGACAUGCUCGGACAAAUCCUCCCCUUCCAAGAACCCAUCGAGCGCGGCCAGGGUCAUCGACGAGAUUUGGGUUUCGUGCGCCCUAAGCCACCCAAUCCUUGGGCAGUCUGGAGAUUCGGGAUAGAGACCUCGAUUGUGGCGAUCGUUCUUGUGGGCGCGUUUAUCGGCGUCCUUGUGAAUCUGUUCUAUAUUGGGUUGAUAUUUGGCUGGUUGUGGGCGCACUAUGAUUGGGCGGGUUGGGAUGUUUGA